This is a messenger RNA of Geodia barretti, 984 nucleotides long. The record is from the annotation of a GenBank genome assembly. Lineage: Eukaryota; Metazoa; Porifera; Demospongiae; Tetractinellida; Geodiidae.
AUGAGCGUUGAUGGCCACGCUGACCGGCCGGUGGAAGUAGCGAUCAUCGGGUCCGGCCCGGCUGGACUCACCGCUGCGAUCUACGCUGCCCGGGCCAACCUCUCGCCCGUAGUUCUGGAGGGGGAGCUGAGUUCGACCAGCAAUCAGCCGGGCGGCCAACUCAUGCUCACCACCGACGUCGAGAACUACCCCGGCUUCCCCGAGGGCGUCAUGGGACCCGAGUUGAUGCAGCGAUUCCGAGACCAGGCCGUCCGAUUCGGGGCUCAGGUCCACACGGCGAAGGCCUCUCGGGUGGAUUUCUCAACGCAGCCCUACGGCAUCUGGAUAGGCGGCCCCGAUGCGUCCGAGCCGACGCUGCGAGCCUGGAGCGUGAUCGUGUCCACCGGCGCCCAGUCGCUCAUGCUGGGACUUGAUCGGGAGAUCGAGAUGGUGGGGCACGGCCUUUCCACCUGCGCAACCUGCGAUGGAUUCUUCUUCCGCGACCAGCACAUCGCAGUGAUCGGAGGAGGCGAUUCUGCAAUGGAAGAGUCCACCUUCCUCACCCGGUUCGCUUCGAAGGUGACCGUCAUCCAUCGCCGCGACGCCCUGAGAGCAUCGAAGAUCAUGGAGCAGCGGGCCUUCGACAACGAGCGGAUCGAGUUCAUGUGGAACACCGUCGUAGAGGAGUACCUGGGCGAGUCGGCGCUCACCGGCCUGCGCAUCCGCAACGUCGAUACCGGCGAGACAUCAACCCUGGGCGUUACCGGGUGCUUCAUCGCCAUUGGCCAUCGCCCGAAUACCGACCUCUUUGCAGGGCAGCUGGAGAUGAAGGAGAACGGCUAUCUCGUCACUCAGCCCGACUCGACGAAGACCGCGGUGGAGGGCGUUUUCGCCUGCGGGGACGUGCAGGACGACUACUACCGCCAGGCCGUAACCGCGGCGGGCUCGGGCUGCAUGGCCGCCAUCGAGGCCGAGCGGUACCUCGAGAGCCGGCACCCGCGCUGA